AUGAAGGACACUUCUGUAGGGCCCAUUGGCAUCAACAUGCAUGCACUCAUGACAUUUAAGAAUAACCAUCAUGACCACAAGCAAAAAGUGGAAGCCAUGAUUAAGAACAUUAAUACAAUUUCUUUGGAGGUGAAGAAGAUGAAAGAACUCUCCCAGAUCCUGCUCUGUGACCUCAAUCUUCAUUUUGGUCAGCCGAAGAAGAUGAAGGACCCCAAAGAGGCAGAAACAAGUCACCUAUUUGAGGAGCCUGAGAUUCCAGAUGGAGCACUUGCUUCUAUCAGUUUAUCUGACUGA
This is a messenger RNA of Rattus rattus (black rat), 294 nucleotides long. RefSeq names its product chromosome 9 C5orf58 homolog (gene C9H5orf58). The record is from RefSeq and is a predicted model, not a curated record. NCBI's taxonomy places the organism in Eukaryota, Metazoa, Chordata, Mammalia, Rodentia, Muridae. The transcript has 3 exons. Bases 1 to 294 code for a protein of 97 amino acids.